Molecule: messenger RNA, 649 nt
Organism: Micropterus salmoides (largemouth bass)
Lineage: Eukaryota; Metazoa; Chordata; Actinopteri; Centrarchiformes; Centrarchidae
Product: retinal cone rhodopsin-sensitive cGMP 3',5'-cyclic phosphodiesterase subunit gamma-like
Exons: 5
Coding region: 341-649 (102 amino acids)
Biological process (GO): visual perception; positive regulation of G protein-coupled receptor signaling pathway; positive regulation of epidermal growth factor receptor signaling pathway
Cellular component (GO): photoreceptor outer segment membrane
Molecular function (GO): 3',5'-cyclic-nucleotide phosphodiesterase activity; cGMP binding
Source: RefSeq, a predicted model, not a curated record
UUUAUGUGUGUGGGAGGUGUGUGUAGGGGGGGGGGAUUACCAGUGGGGCCUAAUACAACUCAAUCUGAGAGAUUGCUGAUUAAAGGGCUAGUAUGUUCUCGUCUGCAGGUGGUGGUACCACACUGCAUAUUGUUGCACAUACAAAGAUUGCUGAACUAUGCAGAUGACUCCUGGUGGACACCCAGGCACACUUCUUCAUUGUGAUUCUAAAAACAUUUGCCUGCACUGUCAGGAUCCUGCAGUUCAUUGGCUGCUAGUGUCAUAAUCUUCUCAGGGGUCUGAGGUGUAUAAGAGCGCUUCACUAAACACAUCAUGCAACAGCAGCCCUGAUCUGUAUAACAUGACCAACAAAGAUACACAACACAAGUGUUCAAACAACAGAAAUAUGAAUGUGGAUGUGGCCAAACCUGAAGCGAAGACUCGAAACAAAGCUCCUCUCAGAGCCACCGGCCCUGGAUCUGGCCCGCCCAAGUUCAAACAGAGGAACGGCCGCCAAUUCAAGAGCAAACCACCAAAGAGGGGCGUCAUUGGCUUUGGAGAGGAGAUCCCAGGAAUGGAAGGGCUUGGCAUUGACAUCACAAUAAUCUGCCCAUGGGAAGCAUAUAGCCAUCUAGAGCUACAUGAACUCGCUCAGUAUGGCAUCAUCUGA